Messenger RNA from Loxodonta africana (African savanna elephant), 2092 nucleotides. RefSeq names its product cytosolic thiouridylase subunit 2 (gene CTU2). Gene Ontology annotation, biological process: tRNA wobble position uridine thiolation. Gene Ontology annotation, cellular component: cytosol. Lineage: Eukaryota; Metazoa; Chordata; Mammalia; Proboscidea; Elephantidae. Gene Ontology annotation, molecular function: sulfurtransferase activity; tRNA binding. The transcript has 14 exons. The record is from RefSeq and is a predicted model, not a curated record. The coding region runs from base 272 to 1903 and encodes 543 amino acids.
CCGCAGUACAGCUACAGCCGCCGCCUGCAUUGUAGGCAUGUGCCAGGUGGGCGAGGAUUACGGGGAGCCGGUCCCCGAGGACACGCCGCCGCCGCCGCCGCGGCCUGGCUGGGGGUGAGAAACUGGAUCCUGUCUCCUGGAAGCCCACCAGCUUAAUCUGCGUUCUGUUCUCCUCCCCCUACACCCCAUCUUCAAAGCCGUGAGCAGAAGUAUGUGAAGUGGUGUGUGAAGUGCAAGAAAGGUGUGCCCGUCUUGGUGAUCCGGGCAGGAGAUGCCUUCUGCAGGGACUGCUUCAAGGCAUACUAUGUCCACAAGUUCAGAGCUGUGCUCGGGAAGAACCGGCUCAUUUUUCCAGGUCCUUCUUGCAUGGUCAGGGGGGCCGUCGUCCAGCUCCAUGCUUCGGCAAGUCCUGGAGGGCCUGAGUCGAGAGUCGGCCAAGCAGCUGCGUUUUGUGCCUGGGGUUGUUUAUGUUGAUGAGGGAGCAGCCUGUGGCCGGAGCCUGGAGGACAGAGCAGAGACCCUGGCUGAGGUGCGGUCGAUCCUGCACUCCACCAGCCUACCGUGGCAUGAUGUCGCCUUGGAAGAGAAGGUGUUCGGCCUGCCCCAGUCUGUGCUGCGGCACUUCUCCCAGGAGCCAGCCUCGGGUGAUGGGGCCUACAAAGAGGCCGUGGAUGGCUUCAUCCGGCAGCAACAAGGUCUGGGGACCGAGGGGGCCAGGGACAGCCCUAGCCCAGCCCUGGGCGGGGAGCAGCCAAGCUGGCCCAGCCCCCACAACUCCCAGAGCCCAGCAAGGCCACCUCUGGCUGGUGAGACUGAGGCUCUGUGCAGACUGUUCAACUCAGUGCAGACACUGACCACCAAGGAGGAGCUCCUGCAGACCCUUCGGACCCAUCUGAUCCUGCAUGUGGCCCGAACACAUGGCUACUCCAAAGUGAUGAUGGGAGACAGCUGCACCCGUCUAGCCAUCAAGCUCCUGACCAACCUGGCACUGGGCCGAGGGGCCUUCCUUGCGUGGGACACGGGCUUCGCAGAUGAGCGGCACGGGGAUGUAGUGGUGGUGCGACCCAUGCGGGAGCACACCCUAAAGGAGGUCGCCUUCUACAACCGCCUGUUUGCCAUCCCCACUGUGUUCACGCCAGCCAUCCACACCAAGGCCCCAGAGAAGGCCAGCAUCCACCGGCUGAUGGAGGCCUUUGUUCUCCGGCUACAGGCCCAGUUUCCCUCUACCGUCAGCACUGUGUACAGGACAAGCGAGAAGCUGGUCAAGGCACCCCGAGCUGGCCAGGCUGCCAGCCCCUCCCGCCCCUGCUGCCUCCUCUGCCUGUGCACACUGGACAUUGACAGUGCUGGUCUGCACCCUGGUCUGGGGGUGGGGACAUGGGCUCUGGUCAUGCUCUGGUCUGGGGGCAGUAUGGACCUGGGUCACAUCCUGGUCUCUGGGGGACCGUGUACCUGGGGUUGGAAGGCAGAUGGGCUUGGGUCUUGGUCCAGCAGCCCCGUGGUCCCCAGGCCCUUCCUGCCCUCUCCCUUCCAUGUCCCAGUCCAGUCUCUGCUUGCAGAUAGUGCCACAGCUUUUGGGGCCCAGACUGCCACAGCCCUCUCACUGAGGCAGGCCCAGGCCAAGGAGCCCACAGUGCCCUGCUGCUCACCAGGGCUCUGCGGGGACCAGGGUUGCUGCAGGGGAGUCAGGCCCAGCGAGAGGGAGGAACUACGAGCCCGUGUCAUAGAAGAGCUGUGCUACAGCUGCCGCGUGAACAUGAAGGAUUUGCCCUCUGUGGACCCCCUCCCACCCUACAUCCUGACUGAGGCUCAGCUCCGCAGCCGCAGGGCCCAGGCCACACAAGAGAUCCGGGAGUUUCUGAUAGAGGAUAGUGAGGACGAGGUGGAGACAGGCCAGAGCUGAGCCCCUGGACUGCAUCCCCUGGACUGCCACUGCUCCUGGGACAAAGCUGCCCAGCCAUGCCACUUAACCAGAGCCCUCCGCAAGUGCCUGAGCACAGCGCUCUGUAGGGCGAGCGCCGCAGGAUGGGGGCUGUCCACACUGGGCAGGAGCUCAGAACCAAGGCUGUCCCAGCAUAUAAUUGUUCAUUUG